AUGCAUUUACAUUCCGAAGCACAAAGUUCGAAUUCAUCUUCAAGCAACAAUAAGACUCGGAAUCAUCAAGAUUCGGAUCAACUCCUACAAGAUGAAUCAAAACCGAAACUACAGGAUUGGUUUUCAACGUGUUUGGCCCAGAGAAGAUUUAAUUAUGAAUUUUCAAACCGUUCCGAAGGAAAUGAUAGCAAUAAUAAUUCAAGUACGAGAGAUGAUAAUAUUUCUUUGAAUUAUAUUUUGAAUCAAGUACUAUUUCAAAACGAUCAUAGAAAACCAGGUCAUCAUGAAAAAUAUUAUUUGAAUUUGUUCUUUGAUUUCAUUGAGCAUUCAGGGAAAAAGAAUAAUAAUUCAAUAUUUUGUGAAGGGGUAGUCAUUGUUGGUGGAAUGAAAAGUUGGAGAUCUUCUUCAGAAUUUUAUAAUCCAAAAUCAUCUAGGAAUAAUUCUGAUCGAUCACAAUGUAAUUUUCAUAUCGAGGAAGUGUUUUGGCUCUCUCCGAGUGAUUCUAAAUUAGCACCUUGUCCUCUUUUCAAUCGUCUCAAUCUUGAAAGAGUUAAUGCCAAAAUUAUUGAUGAGUACAAGGUUGAUACAACUAAGAGGCAUAAUAAGGAAGAAUAUUAUAAUGAUGUCUUGUUUGCCAUCGUAGUCGACAGUGACAGAAAUUCUGAAACCAUCACACUAAGCAGACAAUUUGAAGAGAAAUUGGCAGAUUUUGUCACAUUUCCUAUUCAUACUCUGCUCUCUACUCAACCACCUUGCUACAAUUCUCGUAGGGAGCGAGAAGAGGUUUUGAACAAUCAUUUUAACAGCUUGGUGGAAACGAAGAGUUGGUUUAUUGACCCACUGGAAUCUCAUAUUCUAUUAGAACGAAUUUUUAAGGAGCCACCACAGGUUGCGACACCCACUGAAGAUGGUGAGAAUAACCAGCAAACAUCUAUCAAAAAGCAAAUCGUGCCAAUGAAUUAA
Molecule: messenger RNA, 963 nt
Organism: Naegleria lovaniensis
Lineage: Eukaryota; Heterolobosea; Eutetramitea; Acrasida; Naegleriidae
Exons: 1
Coding region: 1-963 (320 amino acids)
Source: RefSeq, a predicted model, not a curated record